UGGAAAUUUCGGAUUCAAAGACGGCAGAUCAGUGGAGGGGAGAAUUUGAUCCGGCGUACAUCGAAGACCUCACACGCAAAACAGGCAACUUCAAACAGUUCCCCAUUUUUUGUAGCAUGUUGGAAUCCGCCGUGAGAAAGGAAGACGCUUCGGGCAGCAUGAGCCGCAGCGGACACUGGAGCGAAAAAUUGGAAGAUUCCCAUGCUAUCUUGUUCCCUCUCUCCAGGCAGAGAGACGAGUGAUUCCGUCACACUCGACUUGUUGACCUAUGCGGAUCUGGAGCUUCUGCGGAACAGAAAAGCCGGAGUGGUCGGUCGCCCUCGGGGCCAUCCGCAGUCGUCUGCUCUGACGGCCAAACGUUACCUUAUUCUCAUCUACACUGUGGAGUUUGACAGGAUACACUACCCUUUACCGCUGCCAUACAUCGGAAAGCCGGACCCGGCCGCCCUGCAGAAAGAGAUCAGAAGCCUUAGGGCGGAGCUAAGCGCGCUCACCUCUCAAGGAGUUGGCAAGUCUGCGGAGCUCGAAAUCCACCGCUUACGAGGGGAGCUAGCUCUGAUGAAGGAGGAGAAAGAGGCCAUUGCCAAAGUGCUGGAGCGAUUGCAGCUCAGCGGAAGCGUUUCUACGCCCGGCGGUCCUCAAGACUGGAGGGGUCGGGACGUGGUGAAGACCUUGGAGGAGCAGCUGCUCAAGGAGAGGGCCAAGAGUCAGCGCUCGGCCACCAAACGAUGCCAGGAGCAGCAACUGCUGAUGGAGCAGCUGGAUGAACUGAGGGCCUCGGAGUGCACGCUCCGCCUUCAUGUCAAAAGUCUGACUAAUGAACUGGCACUGCUACGCAGAAGCAGAGGGACGGCCACUUCCGCAUGUAGGGAGAUCUAUCGUUCGCACAACCCUGUCAGGGGUCGCUCGGGAUCCAGAGAACGCCGAGGCGACAGAGUGCAAAGGUCAACAGAAAGAGGGAGACGAGCAGACUCGACAGGGACGCGUUCUGUCGUACGAAGGCCGUCACCUUCUCCCACUGGGUCUCGAGCACCUCGUUUUGAUCCAACUGCUUACAUCCAGGACAAACAGCGCCGACUAAGAGAAUCCGAACUCAAAAAACAGUUAAAGGUGCGGCGGGACUUAAUGAUGUCACCAUCACUGAUACCUGAACGAGGCCGUUCCCGCUCCAGAGAGACUUGUCCUCAGUUGAGUCGCACCGGCAGCCGAGGAAGGAGUUUGUCUAUAGAGCGGCAAAGAAGCAGGAACUCCUCCGAGAGCUCCUUAGUGGAUAUGGAGGAGAUGACCAAAGCGCUGCUCAGAGGAAGAAAACAUACAUUCAAUGGCCCCAGUACGUCCAGAGGGAACCUGAUAGCCGGCAAGCCCUUAAGCAGCACUCCAACAUACAGGAUGAAGGACAGAGAGAGCUCCAUCGACACAGGCGCGGAGCUGUCGGAGAUAGACGCCAGGCUUCAGGCCCUGCAGGAGUACAUGAGGGACUUGGACACAGGACAUUGACAGAUGGUGCAGCUUGCAGCGCAACAAAGCUCAUGUGUUGGACUUAUGAACUGAGCAGCGUUUUUUUAUUUCUUAGUCCUCUGCAUCGACCAGAAGCAUUCCAGACAGGACCUCAAACUUCAGGAAAUGAAAACAAUCACUGUAAAAUUCAAGAAUAUUUUUACAUGAGUGUUUUCAAUAUUUUUAUUAACUUAAAAUAUUGCUGUGAAUAAAUGUGGUUGUAUUCUAAACAAGUGGAUUUAAAAAAAUGUGUGCUG
Molecule: messenger RNA, 1754 nt
Organism: Syngnathus typhle (broad-nosed pipefish)
Lineage: Eukaryota; Metazoa; Chordata; Actinopteri; Syngnathiformes; Syngnathidae
Gene: ccdc61
Product: coiled-coil domain containing 61
Exons: 13
Coding region: 202-1497 (431 amino acids)
Cellular component (GO): centrosome
Source: RefSeq, a predicted model, not a curated record